This is a messenger RNA of Olea europaea var. sylvestris, 780 nucleotides long. RefSeq names its product 50S ribosomal protein L27-like. Gene Ontology annotation, cellular component: ribosome. Gene Ontology annotation, biological process: translation. Gene Ontology annotation, molecular function: structural constituent of ribosome. The record is from RefSeq and is a predicted model, not a curated record. The transcript is spliced from 4 exons. The coding region runs from base 149 to 598 and encodes 149 amino acids. Lineage: Eukaryota; Viridiplantae; Streptophyta; Magnoliopsida; Lamiales; Oleaceae.
AUCCGGAUCUUGGGCGGAGGGCAGCCCAUUUUAACUGUAAUAUGAAAUCCUGUACUAUGAAAUCUUUUUGAGUUUGCUACUUUCCCGAUUCUGUUCAAUUCCUCUCACGCCCGGCAUUGACAGGUUCGCUGCUCACACUGUAAGCAAUAUGAUGAAUAUAGGGAAGUUACUGCAUAAAAGCCAGUCAAGUAUCCGGGAUCUGAUUACCAGUACACCUGUUUACAGUUCUGCAAUUGAUGCAUCUGGAGAGGGUUUGAGCUUGAUGUUCAGGCGCUGGGCUACCAAAAAGACAGCAGGAUCCACCAAAAAUGGACGUGACUCGCUCCCAAAGAAUCUUGGAGUGAAAAAAUUUGGUGGAGAAAGAGUGAUACCUGGGAACAUCAUUGUUCGUCAAAGGGGAACGCGUUUCCAUCCUGGAAAUUAUGUUGGAAUCGGGAAAGAUCACACUCUCUACGCUUUGAAGGAAGGUUGUGUCAAGUUUGAGCGUCACAAAUUGAGCGGACGCAAGUGGGUGCACGUUGAGCCAAAAGAUGGUCAUGAAAUCCAUCCUGCCUAUGCAAGUGCUGAUGCAAGUCUCGAAAUGAAGACAGCAGCUUAACUACAUUUCAUGUCAGAUUUAUGUACGCAAUAAGCUUUUUGAUAUGAUUCAUCCAUCAAGGACGCAGAUAGCUGUUAUAUUUUGUCUGUCAAAUGUGUUGAAAGCUACAUAGUUUUGUUGUCUUCACGUGUUUCAGAUUAUUCUAACAUUUUUAUGGUUUCGCAGAUGAACUCUUGUUUCAA